UACAAUCAGUCUGGAAACUACAUCAGCAGCAGCAGCAGCUUACACACAUCUCUGUAUACCGACUGCAACAACCAACAAAGCACAAUGAGUGCAGAGGGAAAACCUCCUUCCUACAUCAUACCAGUUCAAGGUCAGGGUCCGGCUGACGUGGUGGUUUAUCACACACACACUCCCUUCAACGCGAACUCAAGCACAAAUGAGCAAAACAGCACUCAUGCCUCACCAGUGUUCACCAGUGGAGGCGGUAUGGAGACCGGAGACAGCAAAAAUAAGUUUGUGAGCUACAAUGACAGUCUGGGUCACUCUGGCGGAAUGACGACCUGCACCUCCUGCCAGCAGCAGGUCAUGACCAACGUCACCUACAAAGCGGGGACGUACGCCUGGCUGAUGUGUUUGCUCUUCAUCUGCUGCGGAUUAGUGCUGUGCUGCUGCCUGAUUCCUUUCUUCAUGAAAAACUUCAAGGAUGCGUAUCACACGUGCCCCCGCUGCAACAGAGUGCUGCAAGUCAACAAGAAAAAAUGCUGUAAAUGAUGAAGCUGAUGGGCCUCUCUUUAUAGAAAUAAGGAAGAACACCCUGUUACCUUUGUAAUGGAGCUUAUUUCUAUGGAAGCAAAAUCAAACAUCAUAUCAUCAGCAAAACAGACUGGGAUGUCAUUGAGUUGUCAGAGCUUAAAUAUCAUGUGCUCACGUUUGCUCACGUGCUCUGGCAAGUUAAAUUAACUUAAUUAAUUUGUGCCCAAACACUUGGCUAUAUUUAUCAUGAUAAGGAUAAUUUGUUAUGAUUGGUUUAAAGUCUUUCAAUUUUUUUUUUUUUUGAUCACAUGAAAUGUCAAAAGCCAAAAGUCAGGAUUUUUUUUGAAGAAUGAGGAAAAAAAGCUAACAAUGUGUUUGUUAAAUGUUUUCCAUAUGAUUUUUUUUAUACAAUGCAUAUUUGUGCACAUUUUUGAAAUUCAACGUGUUUUGAGUUCAUAGAUACCAAACCACUGAUGUGCUCCUUGUAGUUUUUUUUUUUAAAUAGAGACAUUUUCUUAUCUCUUUGGGCAUAUAAUGUUAAAAUAUAAUGAAAUAUAGAGAAAAAAAGACUAGAUUUAAUAAAAACUCACUUCAUAGCAAAACGUUUUGACCGUUUUUAAAAGAUUUUGUGCUUAAAGGAAGCCCAGAAAACACAAAAUUAUAGU
Molecule: messenger RNA, 1178 nt
Organism: Anoplopoma fimbria (sablefish)
Lineage: Eukaryota; Metazoa; Chordata; Actinopteri; Perciformes; Anoplopomatidae
Gene: litafd
Product: Lipopolysaccharide-induced tumor necrosis factor-alpha factor homolog-like
Exons: 5
Coding region: 85-531 (148 amino acids)
Molecular function (GO): zinc ion binding
Source: RefSeq, a predicted model, not a curated record